This is a messenger RNA of Rhododendron vialii, 2761 nucleotides long. Its product is annotated as LL-diaminopimelate aminotransferase, chloroplastic-like. Gene Ontology annotation, cellular component: chloroplast. Gene Ontology annotation, molecular function: L,L-diaminopimelate:2-oxoglutarate transaminase activity; heme binding; monooxygenase activity. Lineage: Eukaryota; Viridiplantae; Streptophyta; Magnoliopsida; Ericales; Ericaceae. The transcript has 11 exons. The coding region runs from base 113 to 2476 and encodes 787 amino acids. The record is from RefSeq and is a predicted model, not a curated record.
AUAUAUAUAUGCCCACUGGGCCACUGCCCACAUUCCCAACACUGUCCUUCCAGGCUUGUCAUCGAAUUGAACUAAUUUUGCUCGUUCAUCAUUAGCAUUCUUAGUUCAUACCAUGCUCCGAAGACUAGUUGUUACCUUCUUCUCCGAUGCUCCCUCGCGGUGGUGGCAACACUUCAACAACAACAAUUCCACACUCUUGCUUUUCACUUCAUGCCUCCUCGUUUUCGUCCUAUCGUUGUUCACAUGGAUAUUAUUCAUCAAAAAAUCGAGAAACAGAUACCCACCGUUACCACCGGGCCCGCGAGGCCUACCCCUAGUCGGAAACCUCCUCUCUCUCGACCCCCAGCUCCACACCUACCUCACCACCUCAGCUCGGACCUAUGGUCCGAUCCUCACCCUUUGGCUCGGUAAAAAGCUCACUCUCGUGGUCACUUCCCAAACUCUAGCGCGUGAGAUUCUCAAGGACCACGACGUCGUCUUUGCAAAUCGCGACGUUCCUGCCUCUGCAGUGCAAUCUUCGUAUGGCGGUCGCGACGUGGCAUGGAGCCAGUAUGGUGCUGAGUGGCGGAUGCUGAGGAAGGUCGCGGUUCAUGAAAUGCUUAGCAACACCACUUUAGACUCGGUUUACUCUCUUCGACGUCAGGAGAUUCGGAGGACAAUCGGCUAUGUACAUAGUCAGGUCGGGACCCGAGUGAAAAUAGGUGAGCAGAUGUUUCUGACGAUUCUAAACGUUAUUACAAACGUGAUGUGGGGCGGCGCCGUCACGGGCGGGGACAGGGCAAGCGUGGCGGCGGAGUUCCGGCAAGUGAUUGCAGGGAUGACCCAGCUUCUGGGGACUCCGAAUAUAUCGGAUUUCUACCCGGGUUUGGCCCGGUUUGACUUGCAAGGGAUCGAGAAGAAGGUGAAAGGGUUGGUAAAGCGGUUGGAUGUGAUCUUUGAUGGUAUGAUCGAUCGACGGUCGAAGAUUAAUGGAGAAGGUGGGACCAGCACAGGGGAUGGCGUUAAACAGAGCAAGGAUUUCUUGGAGUUUCUUUUGCAAUUGAAAGAUGAAGGGGAUGCCAAAACUCCUUUGACUAUGAUCCAUGUCAAAGCCUUGCUCAUGAUGAAUCAAUUGUCGACGUCGAUUUCUUCAUUACCAUCUGCUUUCUUGGGCCAAGAUCACCGGUUCAACAUAAGGCAACAGAAUGUCUCGCUUCCAGUGAAAAAGAGUUGGCUUUGCAAAUGCGUCGCGACGCCUUCUGCUGAGAAAACUGCUUACAAAACAAAGGUCUCUCGCAAUGAAAACAUGGGCAAACUUCAAGCCGGUUACCUGUUUCCAGAGAUUGCUAGAAGAAGGGCUGCACAUAUGUUGAAGUAUCCUGAUGCACAAGUGAUAAGCCUCGGAAUUGGUGACACUACUGAGCCCAUUCCUGAAGUUAUAGCUUCUGCUAUGGCAAAGAGGUCAAAUUCACUGGCCACAAUAGAGGGUUACAGUGGCUAUGGAGCUGAACAAGGUGAAAAAUUAGUGAGAGCUACAAUAGCUUCAACCUUUUAUCCAAACCUUGGCAUAGAGGAAGAUGAUGUAUUUAUUUCGGAUGGUGCAAAAAGUGACAUAUCCCGCCUCCAGGUCCUUUUCGGCUCUGAUGUUACGAUGGCUGUACAAGACCCGUCAUACCCAGCUUAUGUAGACUCGGGUGUUAUUAUGGGUCAGACUGGACGGUAUCAAAAUAAUGUUGGCUAUGCAAAUAUUGAAUACAUGAAGUGCACUCCUGAGAAUGGUUUUUUUCCUGAUUUAUCUUCCGUCUCUCGUACGGAUGUCAUAUUUUUCUGUUCACCAAACAAUCCAACUGGUUCUGCUGCAUCGAGAGGUCAACUGACUCAACUGGUGCAAUUUGCGAGGGACAAUGGGUCAAUCAUAAUCUAUGACUCUGCAUAUGCAUUGUAUAUGUCGGAUGACACGCCAAAGUCCAUCUUUGAAAUUCCUGGUGCCAAAGAGGUUGCAAUCGAGAUUUCAUCAUUUUCCAAGUAUGCUGGUUUUACUGGAGUUCGUUUAGGUUGGACAGUGGUUCCAAAAGGGCUGCAAUUUUCAGAUGGAUUUCCCGUUGCCAAGGACUUUAAUCGCAUCGUGUGUACUUGCUUCAAUGGUGCAUCUAACAUUGCCCAAGCUGGCGGUCUGGCAUGCCUUUCGCCAGAAGGCCUUGAGGCUAUGCAGGAGGUGAUUGGUUUCUACAAAGAAAACACUCGUAUCAUAGUCGAUACGUUCAAAUCGCUUGGUUUUAACGUGUACGGAGGAAAAAAUGCACCAUAUGUGUGGGUUCAUUUUCCUGGCCAAAGUUCGUGGGAGGUGUUUGAAGAAAUUCUUGAGAAGACCAAUGUUGUUACAACUCCUGGCAGUGGUUUUGGACCAGGUGGUGAAGGUUUCAUUAGGGUUAGUGCCUUUGGUCAUAGAGCCAACGUGUUGGAAGCAUGUAGAAGAUUCAAGGUGUUGUACAAGUGAAAGGAUAUAUGGUAUCAGCUGCCUCCGUCAUGUUCUGUGUUUUCUAUGGUUGUAGUAUCUCAGCUAGUUGCCCUACAUAUUGGUGCCUCAGUGGCUUUGUUGUGGUUCCAAUUUUCAUAAAAGUGCUUCAGAUGUGAAAAUUAGUUUACUUCUAGAUGGAGCUAUGUACUGUUGGUAGAAGCUGUGAUACUUGUUUUGAAUAAUGGUGAAACAUUUGGACUAGAUCUAGUUUGCAUCAAACUCUCCUUGAAAUAAUGUACUUCUCUAUGGAUUUUAUUGUCCUCC